AUGAAUUUCGCGGGCUUGUCUAGUACCACCAGCUUUAACAGGCCGCUCGACUACGCGAAUAUCGAAACUUACGCCCCAAACAGCCUCACGUCGCACGCUCUUCGCCCGCGACUCGACAUCGCGGCGGACGCGUCGCUCGCGGCGUACCUCCCGUUGUUCCACGCCCUCUCUCGACUCAAGCAGCAGCAGUCAUCCGCGAUUGAUUCCGCGUCGCGCGAUAAUAACGCGUGCAGCCCUCUUCUCUCCAGCGUCAGCCACGGCACCAGCUCUCACAGCAAGACCAACCCAGCCGUCCCGGAGGGUAUUAGUAGCGAAAUGCUGUCUUUUGCUGCGGGAUCUCGGAAACGCGCGAACAGCGAUCCCGAGGUGGCUUGUGGCGCCAACGCUCUGCUCACGCUCCGCGUCGCCGCCGGCGCUUCGUGCGCUGCGGAAGAGAGCACUGACAACAACGCCGUGUCCGCCGACGCGCAACCCCCGAGCUUCCGCUUCCUCUCACCCCGCUCGCAAAACUGCGCCGCCGCGCCGUCCGCGUCGCCCAAGCGCAAUUUCGUGGAUUUAGACCUAAACGCCUCCCCCGACGCGCGACACGAGGUGGACCAGAAAAGCGGCGGAAGCGCCACGUGUACCGCCGGAUCCGCGGAGGCGGAAAAGCCGCAAAAGCGGAAGCGCGGCGGGCAACAACCGAUCAAGACUUGCCCCAAAUGCGGGAAGCAGUUUUCUACGGGGCAGGCGCUCGGCGGGCACAUGCGGAAGCACUGGGACGGCCCUCUGAACGUAAAAACGAAGCAGCUCUUGGCGCAUACUAACGGCACGAGCGUUAGCGAGACGUCGGAGCUCGUUGUUGCCGCUCGAGCGGGGAAACAGCGGAAGCUCAGCGAUGUUAGCGACAUGAAAAGCUCGAAGAAUGUGAAGAGGGAUCUCGAUCUCUCCCUCAGCCUGUGA
Messenger RNA from Closterium sp. Yama58-4, 942 nucleotides. NCBI's taxonomy places the organism in Eukaryota, Viridiplantae, Streptophyta, Zygnematophyceae, Desmidiales, Closteriaceae. The record is from the annotation of a GenBank genome assembly.